Messenger RNA from Carlito syrichta (Philippine tarsier), 1404 nucleotides. It is a transcript of the gene PPP1R3C, whose product is annotated as protein phosphatase 1 regulatory subunit 3C. Lineage: Eukaryota; Metazoa; Chordata; Mammalia; Primates; Tarsiidae. Bases 42 to 938 code for a protein of 298 amino acids. The record is from RefSeq and is a predicted model, not a curated record. Gene Ontology annotation, biological process: regulation of glycogen biosynthetic process. Gene Ontology annotation, molecular function: glycogen binding; protein phosphatase 1 binding. Gene Ontology annotation, cellular component: protein phosphatase type 1 complex. The transcript is spliced from 4 exons.
UGAUCCAGGUUUUAGACCCACGUCCUUUGACAAGUUCAGUCAUGCCAGUGGAUGUGGCCAUGAGACUUUGCCUGGCUCAUUCGCCACCUCUGAAGAGCUUCUUGGGCCCUUACGAUGACUUUCAACGAAGACAUUUUGUGAAUAAACUCAAGCCUCUGAAACCGUGUCUCAACAUAAAGCAGGAAGCCAAAUCGCAGAACGACUGGAAGUGCUCACACAACCAAGCCAAGAAGCGGGUUGUGUUUGCAGACUCCAAGGGCCUCUCUCUCACCGCUAUUCACGUCUUCUCUGACCUCCCAGAAGAACCAGCGUGGGAUCUCCAGUUUGAUCUUUUGGACCUUAACGAUAUCUCCUCUGGCUUAAAACUCCACGAGGAGAAAAACCUGAUUUUAGAUUUCCCUCAGCCUUCAACUGAUUACUUACGUUUCCGGAACCACUUUCAGAAGAACUUUGUCUGUCUGGAGAACUGCUCUUUGCAAGAGCGAACGGUGACGGGGACGGUGAAAGUCAAAAACGUGAGCUUUGAGAAGAAGGUUCAGAUCCGUAUCACUUUCGAUACCUGGAAAAGCUACACCGACGUGGACUGUGUCUACAUGAAAAAUGUGUAUGGUGGCUCAGAUAGUGACACCUUCUCGUUUGCCAUUGACUUACCCCCCGUCAUUCCAACUGAGGAGAAAAUUGAGUUCUGCAUUUCUUACCACGCGAAUGGGCACGUCUUCUGGGACAACAACGAGGGCCAGAAUUAUAGAAUUGUCCACGCGCAGUGGAAACCUGAUGGGGUGCAGACACAGAUGGCUCCCCAGGACUGUGCAUUCCACCAGGCAUCCCCUAAGACAGAGUUAGAGUCCACAAUCUUUGGCAGUCCCAGGCUGGCUAGUGGGCUCUUCCCAGAGUGGCAGAGCUGGGGGAGAAUGGAGAAUUUGGCCUCUUAUCGCUGAAUUAAGCAACCUCGUGACUGGCCUUCGCCUGUCAUAUUCCCCAUGCAACUCUAGGUCUGCGUUGUUCAAUAUUAGGAAAUCUGUGCUACUUUCCAUCAGUAGGCUUAGGUGUGAGCGUUUGAGGCCUGGCUACAGAAGAGAAAGCCACUUGAGAAUUUAGUGUUGGGGUCUAGCCACACAAGUGAUGAUCCCCAAUUUUGCUUUGGAGGAUCAAGUAACAGCCUGGGAACUACUUUCAUGAAGAAGAGGAAACCGAGGCACAGACAAGAUUUGUGACUUGCCUAAUGCCACACAGGAUUCCCCUCCUGGGAGGUUUUGAACUCAAGUCCUUGUUUCCUCAGCACACCGAGAUUGCCAAAACUCUACUCUGCUCUUCAGGGCGAAGCAGCCUGAAAAGAAGGGACAAGAGUGUCCCCCACCCCACCUCCACCAUCUCACAAGUUCUCUUUGGAAACCUCCUGAGAUG